AUGGCGACUUUACCGGUGACGAUCCCGGUCAACCGUGAGUUCAGCUUAAGAGAGCGAAUUGCGGACCAUCUCGCGCUCAUGCGAAAGUUCAAACGCAUUUUAGAGGAUGUGGAACGCCCCGGUAGGCACGCGCAUAAAUUCCCGCGCCCUCCACCUGGCGUUUCAGGUCAGGAAAACGAGGGUAAAUGGAGAGUGCAAUGCCUCCUUAUGAGCGCUGAGGUCCGGUACUCGUUGUACCUUCAAACUUUAGAAAGGUGGAUUGCGUCUUAUGGUCUCAAAUCACCUAAGGAUAAGUGGCCACUCCCACCAUGGGAUGUGGCCAUCAUAUUCUACGCCCAUCUCCUCUCACCAUUCAAUUUCCAGAGCGACAUCGAAUCAAAUUUCCAAAAUCUUUGGAAAGCAGAGAUCGAAUUUCCUCUUGCAAGGAUGCGCUCAAUCAAUUCAGAUAAAGGUAGUGAACGUGCAUGGAUGAAGGAAUAUCCUAAUAUCGCUUAUCAGGCAGUGGAGUUUACUCUUGCUGGUGAUCACGCAUACAUCACUACUGAGAAUGUUAUGGACAUACACGGCUAUAAGUGCGGCUCGAAGCAUUGCCUGAAGAAGGGAGCGUAUGUCAUCCAAAUGACUGAAUGGUCCAAAUACCGGGUUGGCCGAGCCAAGCUCACCUGUCCUGGUUGUAAGACGACGUUCACUAACAGAGCGUUCGAGCCUCAGACACUGCUUGAAUUCUCCCGUGCUGCGUUCGGGUUCCCCAUCUUCAACCUAUGGGAUAGCCCUCAACGACAGUUUGGUAAACAAGGUUUUGUGGACCGGAUUCUGGCCUUGACCCAGGCUCAAGGCCAGAUGCCAGACCAUGUCUUCCGCUAUCUUAAGUUCCUGCAGCUCAUGAAAGAGAGUAAAUCCAUCCUUGUCCCGACGCUCGACAUCGAUCUCCUCUGGCACACCCACCAGCUCUCCCCAGUCGCCUACGACAAGUACUGCAAGACGCACGUUGGGCGACGGAUCAACCACGUAGAUACCAUCCGCACGACGAAGCGCUCCACAGGCCUGGACGACACGGCGCGCCUCUGGGCAACGUGGUACGGCGAGUCCUACUUCGACCCGGAAAAUACGGCCAAGGCUACGGAGAUCGAACGACGCAAAGCCACGUGCAAGCAGAAGCGGGAGGACAUGGAAGCCAAGCUGGCCGCGUACGACUACAAUCACCAAUAUCUAAAGAAAGAGCUCGACGAGGUAAGCGACCGUAUCGCAACCAAGCGUGCCAGCAUACGCGACGCACAUGUGGCGGCGAGCGCGCUCGGCGCGACGGUGGCGCGUGUGGAAGCGGCUAAAAAGUCCGUCAAGCCGUCACUGCGGCUGUUCGAACUGCGUUACUACAGCCAGACGCAAAAGCAGCAGCUGCGGAAGCUAGAAGAUAAACGCCGACCGCUGGUGGAGGAUUAUAUACACAAGCGGCGCGAGGCGGAGACUCUGGAAGAUGAGGGCCGGGAUUUGUGGCGGGAGCUGGAGCGUCACAACAGGAAAUGGAAGGAGGCACAGAAGGAGAGGCGGCUCCUGGAGCAGCGGCUCGCGGCCGAGGUGGCCUUGGCGACAGAGGCGAUCGGGCAGUUUAAUGUCGACGGAUUGGAUAGGCGUGAUGAUCAACACCAGCAGCAGUACCAGGAGGACCGGUAUGACGGGUCGUGGUACUCGGUCGUGCCGUCAGAGGUGCAGCCCUGUAUGUAUCCCAUUAUCGAUACAGCGAACGAUGGGAGGGCGAAGGUGCGAACGUGGGCAGACACAUACAACCCAACGCGUAGCUAUGCAGGGUAUUCUGGGGGAGGCGGCGGCGGAGGAUGUGGCGGCGGAGGAGGAGGUUGCGGCGGAGGAGGAUGCGGCGGAGGAGGAUGCGGUGGCAGUUAA
Messenger RNA from Talaromyces proteolyticus, 1899 nucleotides. RefSeq lists its product as uncharacterized. The transcript is spliced from 3 exons. The record is from RefSeq and is a predicted model, not a curated record. The coding region runs from base 1 to 1899 and encodes 632 amino acids. Lineage: Eukaryota; Fungi; Ascomycota; Eurotiomycetes; Eurotiales; Trichocomaceae.